UUUCCUCAGCAAAGGAGGAAUGACAUUCUGACAGUAGUUAUGCUACGCCUCUUUGAAUUCCAGCUUCCUGAGUUCUAACUGCUUGCUAGGCUUCCAGACAGAGGCCUCUGUGGACCGACAAUGCCCUGUGUGAUGUCACUGGGCUCCGAGAGCCAGCCCGUGGUGGCCAGUUGAACAUUCUGCUGCUGUAAGGCAACCCAGCAUGAGCUAGCACUGCCUAGAACAUUACAUCUUUUCACCAUUCACAGGCCUGAUUUCACGUAUGACUCUGGUUGUCAAACAACUCUCAAAGCUGCCCGAGUGGCAACCCCACUGACAGGAAAUUGGAAUUUAAAAAUGUGAAAUCAACAAUGAAAAAUAUCAUAAUUCAGUGUUUAAUCUGUGGAUUCCUGGCCAUCGGGCUCUGGAUGGCUAUGUUACUUUUGUUUUUGCACCUUGAACAAGAGGACAUGCUGGAUAAAGAAACUGAGAAACUCCUAUACAAUAGGUCAUUUGGAAAAAAUGUGUACCAGCAAGCCAGCCACUCAAAGAAAAUUCUCAAAGGGGACAUCAUUAAUGACAGGGCUAUGUUUUCGGAUCCAGAGCUUAUCCAAGGACUGAGUCGAUAUGGAUUAAAUGUCAUUACCAGUAGAAGACUGGGCAUCGAGAGACAGGUGCCAGACUCCAGGAACAAAAUAUGUCAGCAGAAACACUACCCAUUUAAUCUACCCACUGCCAGCGUCAUCAUAUGCUUUUAUAACGAGGAAUUUAACACCCUGCUCCGAACAGUGUCAAGUGUGAUGAACCUCAGCCCGAAGCAUCUCCUGGAGGAGAUAAUUCUGGUGGAUGACAUGAGUGAAUUUGAUGAUUUGAAAGCCAAGCUGGACUAUCAUCUGGAAAUUUUUCGUGGGAAAAUUAAAUUAGUAAGAAACAAAAAGAGAGAGGGUCUCAUCAGAUCAAGAAUGAUCGGUGCCUCCCGUGCUUCAGGAGACAUUCUGGUGUUCUUGGAUAGCCACUGUGAGGUGAAUAGAGUCUGGCUGGAGCCCUUGCUGCAUGCCAUUGCCAAGGACCACAAAAUGGUGGUGUGCCCUGUUAUCGAUGUCAUCGAUGAGUUAACCUUGGACUAUGUCGGGUCACCUAUUGUAAGGGGAGCUUUUGACUGGAAUCUAAAUUUCAGAUGGGACGAUGUUUUCUCAUAUGAGCUGGAUGGCCCAGAAGGACCAAGUACACCUAUCCGGUCGCCUGCAAUGUCAGGAGGAAUCUUUGCUAUAAACAGACAUUAUUUUAAUGAACUUGGACAGUAUGACAAGGACAUGGAUCUUUGGGGAGGAGAAAAUGUAGAACUUUCGCUAAGAGACUGUCUGGUGACACACAGAAGUUCAUGCAACAGAUGGCGGGGCUCAGGAAAACACUCAUUAGGACCAUCUGCAUGGUGAAGAAAACUAAUAAGAUAUUUUAAAUCUAUGUGGGUCCUUUCCUGAUUAUCUUGCUAGUUAUAUUCUCCCUUUUCCUGUUUGGUAUUUUUAUUUCCUCUCCUUUCUUCCCUUCUUUCCCCUUCCUUCUGCCCUUUCCUCCUUUUCCUUUCUUUCUGGUAUCUCGCCAUUUUAGUCAUUGUGUUCAUGAAGAGACCCAGGAUCAACCUCAGGUAUCAUUCCCUAGGUUUUGGCUGCCUUUUUUUUGAGACAGUUUCUCGUUAGACUAGAACUUGCUUUUUAGGCUAAGGCCAGUGAGCCCUAGGAAUCCUCCAAAAACCACCCUGUUUUUUCUUCUUUAAAGUGGGUUCUGUGGAUGGAGCCCAGAUCCUCAUGCUUUUGUGGCAAGUACUUUACUGACUGAGCCCUCUGGCCAGCCCUAUUUUAUUCAUUUUUGUCCUUUUCAGUCCAGGCUUCAUAGACUUGCUGUGUAUACACAGAUACCUCAGCAAAUGUCUUCUUCUUCAAGCUUCUACUUGGAAUCCUACAAGGUGGUAGACUGUGAGAGGAAGCCUGGGAAGAUUGAACUAAGGCUAGAAGCCCCAGAGACCCUGAAGGGAUAGUAGGAGCUUUGCCUGCUCCCAGCACCAGGCCCCUGUCACGUAGUCACAGCCCUCCAUAGAGAGAUUUGUGGCCAUCAGUCACAUAGGGGCAAUGCCCCAAGCCCUUCCUCAUGUAGAUGAGGCAUCCCUAAUAUCUCAGACCAAGCCAAUAGGGAGCACCCACUGUCAGACCCCAACCCACCCCAAAACUGUAUAUGAGAUCCUAUCCAGGAGGAACAAAGGUGUGGACCUCUGAUUUCAAGGCCAGCCUGCUCUACAAAAUGAAUUCCAGGACAGCUAGGGAUACACAGAGAAACCUGAAACCUUGUCUUUAAAAAACUGAAAAAAAUCAAACCAAAAUCAACUAACCAAACAACCACAACAAAGAGACAAACAACAGCAGCAACAAGGGACUGAAAGAUCAUGGCUACAAAUGGCUCCCAUGGCUGACACCGCUGAUGGUACUAUUAAAGUCCAGUCACCAGGAGACUAUCUCUCCAGGGAUCUGCUCAAGUUCAAUUCAGUCAAUAAAGGAGUUCACCUUCCUAGAAAAGCAGUGCCACAGGCCAAGUGUUCAGAAGAAAUCACAGCCCUGCCCUUCCUUCAUGCCGCAGUGUUUUCUGAGGACUGCAGCAGUCCCCUAUCCUAUGACCAAGACACCUGACAGACUGACUUCGAGGUGUUAUCUAGGCUCACAGUGUGAGCACACACGUCUGUCAUGAUGGGGAAGAACUUGCUCUGGCUGGUCGUUCUGUAUCCAUCCUCAGGAAGCAGAGACAGAUGAACUUUUGUUCAGCGCACUGUUUUCUGUGCUGUCCAGAACCCCAGUCCAUGGGAAAGUGCAGCCCGCUGUUAGGGUCUUCCUACUGCAAUAAAUCCAACCAAGACACUCCCCACAGAUGCGCCUACAAGAUUUUAGAUCCUGCCAAGUCCACAACCUAAUCAAUCAUCAUAAGGACACGGAGCAGUGUUAAAUACAGCAGUGCGCAGUGUAAACGUGAUGUCUGAUGUCAUGGCCUUCUGUUCUGUUGGGGUACAGCUAUUUAAUUUUCCUUGGAUAAACAGUGGAGAAAUGCAGAGUACUCUGUGGUCAUAUUAAAGGGGGACUGAAUCAUCUUUUUCUUGGGAUGGCUCCUGAAGUAGUUUGACAUCCAUCUCAAGGAUUUGAAGGAUUAAAUUUGUGUGGUUUAUUGGAUGGGUUCUUACACACAACCCACAUUGCUGAAACAUUUUACAGAUAUUAACUCAGUCCUUACUGAUGUGCACUGCCACGAUCUCUCUUAAACAAGAAAACAAAGACACAGAGAACUUAGACUACUUCCCAACUUCACAAAAACAGUGAGUACUAUGCUUCCUGCCUUAUGUAGACUCAGUUUCUGGUCCUGGGGCUCAGCUAGCACAUCUCUACUGUUCUCAGUUCUCGAAGACACGUGUGGGAGAAGCCUUCAGUGCCCACCUUCUGCUUUGGUUGCUGACUUCUAUGGUUGUCACAGAUCAGGGAGAGGAGUGGUUCACCGAUGCCCACAUGGCUAUGCUUCACACCCAGCCCUCGAAUGGUUCCCAAAACAGCUUCAGACUUUUGUGGCUUCACAAUCCUGGUUGGCACUCAAUGGGCCUUGACCACGUGAAGUCUUAGCUUGCUCAUUUUCCAGUACCAGAUCUCUGUCCCGGCAUCCCUCUAUACUGCCAUGGGACAAGGUAUGCUACCAAACACUGAGACGCCUCGACCUCAGUGGAAUCCUGUCUCUCAGCCUCAUCCCCAAGACUGAACCUCUUUUUUGGUUUUGAGACAGGGUUUCUCUGUGUAGUCCUUGCUGUCUUGGAACUUGCUAUGUAAACCAGGCUGGCCUUGAACUCAGAGAUCCACCUGCCUCCAGCCAAAGUCCUAGUCAAGAUCACUAAGCCUGUUAGAGUCUCUGAUGUGAAAACAACCAUCUGUGCACUACAGAGUUCUCAUACACUGACUGAUGAGGGCGUAAGCAGAUUUCCAACCCUUUCCUCUUAAUAAUGGGUUUUUGAUUCAUCUGCUCAGAAUUUUAAUUGCUAAGGAUAUUAGGAAUUAGUCAGCUAUCAUCUCAGUGUCAGUUAUGCUGUGUAACAAAGCACCUCUGAGAGGAAUGAUGUAAAUUGUAACACUUAGCUUUCCCUUGCAUAUGCUCUCAGGACGACUCAGAAGAAGCUGACUGGGUUGGGCUUUAGUUUCUGGCUUAGUUGAGGUCUUGAGUUAUGUCCAUGAGCAGCUGCGAUGUGGAACAUGUUCUUCUCACACUGAACGGCAGGAAGAUAAAAGUCAAGCCAGACCAGCUCCUGUAGUUCUGAUGUGGGCAGACAUUCUCCUGGCCAAGGCCUAUGAAACACAAGUCCACAAUCAGUGUGUCCUCAGACCCAAGAUGAGGAAAAGUGAGAUGAAAUGUUUACUGACUGGGAUUUGAAUCUGCACUCUGAGUUUGUGGAACUAAGUCAACGUAAAACUGAUGACAAUGUAAGAAGUACUUUCCUCGUGUUAGGAAAGAGGUAGUGCCUUGUUUGUCAGUGAACUUUGGUCAGUACAUUGUAAAUGUAUGUGGAAAACUGCAUCAAAAUGCAGAAGCUUAAAACCACAAGCAAUUAUUCCUCUUAAAUGUUGAUGUUGCUAUAGCAGCCCUGGUCUUGGCUAGAAUGUCUGAUUUCUACAGAUGUUGCUGCCUCUCUGUUCACCGGGAGCCCAUCCGAAUGCCUUCCGUCAUAUGACUGGCUCAGUACUGUCUGACACCCACGUGGCCAUUUGCCAAACAGGCUGGCCCAGGCUCACUGACCCUGAAGGGGUUAAAGAGAAAAUGUUACAAGAAGGAUCCAGAUCCAAGGAACUGCAAGCACUUUUCAAGCAUUCUGGACAAGCACGCUCCCAACUGGUGUCCUCCCUAGUCCUGUUUCUUGUGUACUUUAGAUUUGCUCUUAAAGGGGGACAUCCAUUUGGAUAUACCUGUGCUCACUACGUAGGAAUGGCCACAACUCUUCCUUUAUCUUCUAGUUUAAAGUCCUGUCAGUGCUGGAGUAUGUUCUUUAGGGAUAAGGAGAUCUGUGAGCAACCUAGUGAUAUGGUUCAGUUGCUAGAGUGUGUGCCCAGCAUGCACAAAAUCUUGGGUUCAACCCCCAACCCAAGGCACAGUGGCACACACGUUAUAAUCCCUGAACCUCCAGCAGGAGGAUCAGAAGUUCAAGUUCAUUCUUACCUAUAUAGUGAUUCUGAGGCCAGCCUUGGCUACAUGCUCCUGUGUCAAAACAACAAAGUAAAACAAAAGGAUAAACAAACCGUUAUCUGGGUCCUAUAGAAAUUGGGCUAAAAUCUGCCACUUUCUUCAACUUGUUUCUUGACAAAGUUUUUGAAGGAAAUUUUUAGUUUUGUUCCCUAUUUUCUUUUGACGUCUGUUUACUGUUCUGUACAUAUAGCCAUAAUCUCUUGAAACCAGCGAAUGUCUCAAACAAACAGAUAGAAAAGGGGCCGGAGAGAUGGCUUAGCAGUUAAGAGCACUGGCGGCUCUUCCAGAAGACGAGGAUUCAAUUAUUCAAUUCCCAGCAACCAUCUGGCAGCUCGCUACUCACUGUAAUUCCAGUUCCAGGGCAUCCAAUGCUCUCUUCCCGCCUUUGCAGACAAAAACACAUAUGAAAAAAAUGCUCGGGGGCUGGAGAGAUGGCUUAGUGGUUAAGAGCACUGACUGCUCUUCCGGAGGUCCUGAGUUCAAAUCCCAGCAACCACAUGGUGGCUCACAACCAUAUGUAAUGAGAUCCGAUGCCCUCUUCUGGUGUGUGUGAAGACAGUUAUAGUGUACUCACAUAUAAUAAAGAAAUGUUUAAAAAGUUGGAAAAAUUGGUAUUCAUGGUAAUUAUAAAAAUGUUACUGUUUACCACAUUAACAAUGUAACAGCUUUUCAAGUUUCCUUAGUUUUCUUUUAAAAA
Molecule: messenger RNA, 5929 nt
Organism: Rattus norvegicus (Norway rat)
Lineage: Eukaryota; Metazoa; Chordata; Mammalia; Rodentia; Muridae
Source: RefSeq, a predicted model, not a curated record